Polypterus senegalus (gray bichir) is the source of this 3552-nucleotide messenger RNA. RefSeq names its product zinc finger protein 384 b (gene znf384b). Lineage: Eukaryota; Metazoa; Chordata; Cladistia; Polypteriformes; Polypteridae. The record is from RefSeq and is a predicted model, not a curated record. Gene Ontology annotation, biological process: regulation of transcription by RNA polymerase II; central nervous system development. Gene Ontology annotation, cellular component: nucleus. The coding region runs from base 783 to 2405 and encodes 540 amino acids. The transcript has 10 exons. Gene Ontology annotation, molecular function: RNA polymerase II cis-regulatory region sequence-specific DNA binding; DNA-binding transcription factor activity, RNA polymerase II-specific.
AUCUUGCGAGAGUAUUUUGGAAGUCGCAGGAAAGCAAAAGAGAAAUGCUUACUCGAGCCAACGACCACUACAUUUUCCACACCAGCUCACUGCGCAGAAUCGUCUGUUGUAGACUUGGCAGAGGCAACUAUGACGAGAAAAAAAAAUCCCGGAAGUCAAUAUCACCCACGGGCACCUCACCGGAAGUAAUGUCUAAUCCCGCCUCAAUCUGUAAUAAAGCCUCAAAUGCCGGAUAUGAUGCAAUGCGUAUUACGGCAUGAAAUAAUACUAAUCUUUAAUAUUUGAUUAUUACAAUAUAUAAAAUACUUCAUUUUGUCUUAAGUUUUUAACAAAACCCCACUGACUUUUUUUAACAAAAUGAAUUUUAUUUGUAUGUUUUAAUUUAAUUUGUCCUUACCAGCCGGAAGUGACAUAUGUCGUUAAUAUGGUUAAUUUGGACCUCAUCUUCCGGAAGUGUGGCUGAAGCGCCUCAACCCCCCCUUUCCCGUCAACUGUUUUUCGUUGUUUUGCUACCUGAUCAAUAAUCAAUCCUGAUUUCGAUCGAUUCCCUAUUGGGGAGUUGGUUUCUACCUCGGUUUUGUUGUGUCUGUGGGCCCUGGGUCCUCAGCGGCCCUAACCCGCGUCUCCGCUCCUGCAGCCGGAAGGAGCUGUGCUUCCCGGCCGAUUGCUGGAUCUUUUUUUUUUUUUACGACUGAAUUUUUUUUCUCUUUUUUUCAAUUUUUUUUUUUCAAAGACAGAAGAUUUAAACCCGGAAGUUUUCCCCGGUCGCACACAAACGGGGAAUGAUGGAAGAUUCUCAUUUCAAUCCUUCGUACUUCUGGUCACCUGUACCGACAGUCCAAGGACAGAUAGACAACGCCAUGUUCAUUAACAAAAUGAAAGAGCAGCUUAUUCCAGAGAAAAGCAGCUUUUCUCAUGGUGGUCCUGCCCACUACCCCACUGCUGUGCUUACUGUGCCAGGUUCGGCUGUUACCAUGGAGACAACCUCUGGGGGUGCAGGAAGAGGAUCAAAACAAGAAAAUCAGUCAAUAGCAGGGCACCUGCACACUCCCCAUACCACCCAAAAUAUCACUGUUGUGCCAGUGCCUUCUACUGGUAUUAUGACGGCAGCUGGUCUUGUGAUCACUACUCCACAAGGAGCAUUGGUUUCCAGCCCUGCCAAUUCAGGUCAGACAUUUUCUGUGGCAGGUGUUGCUGGUCAUCAUACUACCACUAUGAUUGUAUCAGCUCUGCAUCCUUCAUCAAUGCCAACUUCUACAGGAGACAAACAAAAGCAGCAAGUCUCAAAUGAGGAGACAGGGAACUCGACCAGUGCCUCACAAUCCAGCUUACAAACUGGACAGCAGUCCAGUCAAACUCCAACACAAAUGCUGGCAGUACAUCCUGUGCCUCUGGCCACCCCAGGGAAAAGAGGACGCAAGAAGAAACAACUAGGUCGUGGAGGUCUUGCCUCUUCAGUGGUAACAGGGCAUGGACUAACACCUGGUAAUGAAGCCUUGAUCUUAGCACAUCUGGCUGCAGGGGGACAGCAUUCUAGCACUGACCCAUAUGACAUCACUAAUGAGGAUGAUGAUACUGGAACAGGAAAAGAUGGGAACAAAUCCUACCGAUGUCGCAUGUGUGCUGUUACCUUUUUCUCAAAGUCAGAGAUGCAACUACACUCCAAGUCGCACACAGAAACCAAACCUCACAAAUGUCCACAUUGUUCUAAGACAUUUGCCAAUUCUAGCUACCUGGCUCAGCACAUCCGUAUCCACUCUGGUGCCAAGCCUUAUACCUGCUCUUAUUGCCAGAAGUCCUUCCGCCAGCUGUCACAUCUUCAGCAGCAUACAAGAAUCCACACUGGAGACAGGCCUUACAAGUGUGUUCAUCCUGGCUGUGAGAAAGCUUUCACUCAAUUGUCUAAUCUGCAGUCUCAUCGUCGGCAACACAACAAGGAUAAGCCUUUUAAGUGUCACAACUGUCACAGGGCCUACACUGAUUCUGCAUCUUUGGAAGUGCAUCUUGCUACACAUACGGUGAAACAUGCCAAAGUUUACUCUUGUGGGAUGUGCAACCGUGCCUACACAUCAGAAACCUAUUUGAUGAAACACAUGCGGAAACACAAUCCAGACCCUAACUCACAAGUCCAACCCAACCAGUCCAACCAGAACCCCACGCAGCAGCAGGCACAAAAUGCUCAAGGACAGGGACAGAACAAUCCACCACAGUCUCAUUAUGGUCAGCAGAACCAGUCUGAUCCCAAUCCAGGCCAAUGCCCAUUUGACCUUCACCAGUACAAGACAGUGACAGCCCAGGAGCUCCAAUACAAACAAGUCCAGAGCCAGCAGGACCAUCAGCAUAAGGACCUGUGCUUAACUGUGUCCACAUCUGCCAUCCAGGUGGUGGACCACUUGAAUUCCUAAGUAGAAUUGAUGAAAGGGGCAGGUGGGGAGAAUAUGAUAAAAGGUUGUGGCAAAGCUUUGUCUAAACGUUUGCCAUCUGAGAUCCAGCCAGUGGAAAUGUUGACUUUAUACAGAAACAAGAAAUGGAGCGGAUGGAAAAGGGAAAACAGUUAAGAGGCCUAAUGAGCCAUUUGUCUGGCUGUAUUACAAUGGGUGACCCUGCUGCCUAAACUGAAAAUCAAAAGUGAUUAGAGGAGGAAGGAGGAGGAUGGCCAGUUAUUCAAGUGCUUGAACAUCUUGUCUUAAAGGAAGAAUAGAGAAAUGGCAGCUUAGGCCUGUUUGUCGAUCCGCUGUCUACACGUCUGGACAGAUUUGUUUUUUGAACUUUAAAGUCCAUGGUCUAAGGAUGAGCUCAAUAAUAAAAUGGACUAGAUUUCAUUUGCUCCACAAGACGUGCCCACAGCCAUGCGAGGGUGAGGCCCAUGAAUUAUUUCUUAAAGCCCAUCAAGAUACUGAAGGUUCUAACUGAAAUUCAUCAAGGCGGAAAACACUUCCAGAAAGAAUAUGCAUAAUGUAAACGUUCACGUCUGUUAUAUUCCCUUUUUUAUCCCUCCUGUGAUGCAAUAUAUUUAUGGAUCUCAGACACUGUACACAUUACUGAUAAGUCUCCCCAGUGACUGUCAGCUCCAAUGUAUACUAGCAAAUUCUCCCACACUUGGAAUUGGCAUAAUGUGCUUAGACUGAUUCUCUCAAAGAAGGUUGCAUAUACAAUAUGCAGUAUGUUGACUGUUUCUUGCAAACACACACACUCACCACAGCCUUUGCACACAGAUUCGUUAUGCCUGUCUAUAAUGGCUGUAGGUGCUAUGUAAUUAUUGUAACCACAUCUGUCUCUUCGAGCUGCAGGGGCCACUGUGCUGUUAAAUAACCUGUAACUAAUUGUGUGUUGACCUCCAGAUGUUUAUGAUUUCGAAGGGGGCGGGAGGGGGGCAAAGCUUGUUUAUAUUUUAAUUUUUUAUUUGUUACUUCAUCAUUGAUAUUUUAUUCUUCCUCAGUUUAUUUGUAUUUUAAUCUGUUAUCUUCCUCCUGAUGGCUCAAUAAUAAUAACAGUAAUAUUAAUAGUAAUAAUAUUAAUAAUAAUGAACCUUUUCUCUUGUAAAGUACUGGA